GCCACGCUCAGUCACUCUUUGAGUGCCACUCAUCCUGGGCACUGCUCUCCCUGGCCGGUGAAUACCCACCGCCGCCGCCACCAAGCGCGCUCGCUCUCUCUCUGUCACGGAGUUUGUCUUUCAUUCUAAUUCUCUUAAAAUCAUCUUAUCCUGUCCUUAAGUACUCGACGCACGUAAAUAUGUGGCUGCAUUCGUUAGCGCUCCUGGUGGUGGCGCUGAGUGUGGGAGCUGUACCUGUUGAGGAGGAGCAGAGCCACGUCCGCGUCACUCGACAACAGUCUACCUAUGGCAUUACGCACCUGGACAUCCGCGACGCAAUCCUGACCUUGGACAAGAGCAUCAAGGCAGCACAGAACAAGCUGACUCGACAUGAAGCACGAGAAGCACAGGUUGCCGACUUCUCGACCAAGACUCUCAAUGCCCUCAGCUCCGACCAUGCCCUCACCGAGAAGAACAUGCAGACGAUUGCCCAUCAGCUGGCCAAGAUGGAGGAAAGGAUGCUAUCCAUGGAGGCCUUGAUCCAAACGACCGACGAGCGCCAGCGACUGAUGCUGACGAAGAUGUCCCAGGGUCUGGACCUCCUGAUCACGCAGAACCCGGAUGACGAUUUCGCCCUCGGCCCGCCCACGGAUCUGACCGGGGACGCGGCGAGGGAGGUCAAGAAGCUCACCAGGAAGGUCAACCAGAUGGAUAAUAUGGUCGAACGCGAGUUUCGGAAGAUUUCGAAUGAGGUAAAGAUCGUCGGAGAAUCCCUAAGUCAGCACAUGGAACAGCUUCAGUCUCGCCAUGAUCGACUGGCAACUGGCAUAGACGCCUGUGAGAGAGAAACGGUCACGAGCAUUCAGCAACUGGGCGCCAUACUUGCCCACACGUCCGAAAGGAUUAAUGAGAAGCUGGACCAGGUACCCGACUGCAGCAACAGCGCACCCAACCCUGAAAUCACCUCUCGUCUGAACGCUCUCGACCACCUCUAUCGCGAACAGGAAGCCGAGAUUCACCAGCUCUCCGAACAGACACAUAAGAGCCUGGAGGAGAACCUGGAGACCCUGCAGAGCCUGAUCAAGGAGAGCCACCGCGGCCAGGCCAUCAUCAACGCCUCCGUGGCGGACCUGAACUACAACCUCCGCCUGCUGGACGACUCCACCCAGGACGGUCUCGGGCGCCUGGACACGAACAUGCAGCAGGCCGUGAAGCAGGGCACGGCGACCCUGAGCCAGAGCGUGACGCAGCUGGAACAGGAGCUGAAGCAGGGAAACAGCCACAUCAUGGACACUUUGGAUGACUCGGCGUCGCAGGCGGAGAAUCUGCAGAACACCGUCCUGGAGAACUACAGCGAGCUUUCUGCGGAGAUCAACAGCCUGCGGAAGGUGGAGCAGGUGAUGAUCAAUACGGCCGACGCGGUGCUCGACACCAAGCGCAGCAUCGAGUACGGCAUCCAGCAGAUCAUCUUCGAACUGGGCGACAUCGUGAAGAACAGCGGCCACACCAUCAACUCGACCCUGUCCGACCAGAUCAGCAACGUCUCCUUCGCCAUUCUGAAGAACCAGACUUCGGCGCUGACCAACAUGACCGCCAAGAUGGAAAAGGAGAUCUCUCAGGUGUGGCGGCAGAUCGGCGUCAUGUACCAGCAGAUGUCGCAGUCGGUAGACCUCCUGGACCAGCUGAGCAGCACCACCAAGGAGCACAUGAACGCCUCCCUCUCUCGCGUGGGCACCAUGGACGGCACCGUCGGCCAGAUCAACAACAAGGUGGCGGACGUGGAAAAUAACCUCAACUACCUGCUGGGUCGCCUCUCGCUCGUCGUCUCCGAGUUCAACCUCAUGAAGACCGGCGUCGGGGAGGAGCUGCUGAGGCUCAGGGAGAACAUGGCGCAAAAUACGACUCCGGUGCAGUUCGCCGAGGGGGAGCCCGAGUCGGACACGAGGUACGACGUGAACCGCAAGCGCCACGCCAUCCCGCCUUCGGACUACUUCUCGCAGCCCCGCGAACCGGCCUCCGUCUUCUAGUCCGGGGGAGCAGAGGCCCCUGGGGCUGUAAUUUCUUUUUGUUUCGUUUUUUUUUUCUUGAAAGUCUUGAGUCUGGCAUUUUGCAGACGAGAAGCUUCGGCACGAGAAGAGGGCUGGACUUAGAAUACAUGGUUUAGCACUUAUGUAGUAGAGGCAUCAUAAUUGUAUGUAGGAGUAUUUUGUAGCCAGUUGUUUCGUAUAGAUAGGCGAAGGGCUGUGCAGACCUGCUUGAGCCUUUAUUUGCAUCACCUUAUUUUCCACUUAGUUUACGCUAAAAAAAAUGUUUCGCCAAUACAUCAAAACGUUUCCGAGCAGAGGUGACGCAGAGUCUAACAACACUAGCAACGAAAAUCAUUGCAAGCUUAAUGAACAAGAGUAACACCGAUUUCACGUUACUUUUAGAAGCAUUAAGUAGCUUAAAAACGGGUCAGCUAGGGACCAAGAACACGGGAGACAAAAAAAAAGAUGAAAAUAUUUACGAAAACUUUGUAAAAAAAUAUAUAUAUAUGCCUGUCUUAAGCGGACUCCUUUGUAUUAAGUGAACUCCCCUGUUGCUUAUCUUCAGCAGAUAAAGUGGGUUGAAUACGGUUACAAUGAAGUGUACGUUUUAUCGUUUGCUGCAGAUAACUGAUAAGUAAGAUAUGUUGUUACAGUGUGAACAUACACAAUGCAAUUGUAACAGAAAGAAUGUUACUAAAAUGUGUUUGAUUCUAGUAUUAUUAUUAACAUUAGUCUAA
Messenger RNA from Penaeus monodon (black tiger shrimp), 2743 nucleotides. RefSeq lists its product as uncharacterized. The transcript is spliced from 6 exons. The record is from RefSeq and is a predicted model, not a curated record. Gene Ontology annotation, cellular component: plasma membrane. The coding region runs from base 180 to 2006 and encodes 608 amino acids. NCBI's taxonomy places the organism in Eukaryota, Metazoa, Arthropoda, Malacostraca, Decapoda, Penaeidae.